AUGUGGAGACGCUCACUGGUGAGACACUUUUCCCGGUCGUCACGGUUGCAGGUCGCACCGAAGUUUGACGAUGCGGAGUUGCUAGCAAAGAACUUGAACAGACUGGAGUACAAUCCAACAAGGAGAACAAGACCCGUAGAAGAUGAGCCAACAGACACCAACCAACAGGAGAUCCACAGGUCUGUACAGGUGCAACGGAUCGGAUCGCUUAGGAAAUGGUCCUUGUGGGCGUUGCUAUUGGGGGUUGCUGCAGGUGGGGCGUACUAUGGGGGGUAUUUUAGAUCAGAUGGGACCCAGGGCCAGGAACCACCCUCAACUAGACGUACGAGGAAGAGGAGGACGGUCCCCGCGGGGUUCAAAACCCAGCUAGACCCCAGCGUCCCCGGACUGUACUACAUUGGCGACACGAAUGACGGGUACACUGGAGUGCCCACAAGAAUCUCACCACUAGACCACAGGACUUUGAGAGACGUCUGCAUUGUCUCAGGUGAACGCGGGAACGCCAUAAUCGAUAAGAGGGGCAACCUGUACAGAUGGGAGCACAAACGAACUGGGGAUACAGUGGAACCGGUACUUAGGGACCAACAAUUGGUCAAAGUCAGACACUCGGGAGAAUAUCUCUAUGCAUUGAACGAGAGGGGACACGUACUGGUUGUUCCCUGGGGAAACAAAGAAUCCCCUCGUCAAUAUACCUCACGGACAAGACACUGGUACUGGCCAUUGUCUCACUACGAUACGUACAACUGGAGACUACCGAUUAAGGACAAAGUCGUUGACUUGGCUGCUGGAGGAUCGCAUCUCAUAUUGCUGACCGAUGCGGCGCGCGCAUACACAUGCUCCACGGGCCCCACGGACGAGUCCCAGGGUCAGUUCGGGUUGUUGAAUGAGAUCCCACCAGUGAACCUCCCACAGCCAAUUGAACUACUGAACCAGUUUAUAGACGGUGGAGGAGUCGUGCAACAGAGACGUAUUAAGCAGAUCGCAUGCGGCAAUGUCCACACUGUGGCACUGGACGACCAGGGACGUGUACUCACUUUUGGUGCCAACACCUACGGGCAAGUGGGCGUGCCCUUCACAUACUCGAAUCUUCACGUCGUAUACCCAAGGGAGCUCCCGGCCACGAAGUUGAAACCCUUCACCGGGGAAGAAACUGCAGUGAAGGCCAUUGCUGCCGGUAAAGAAACGUCGUACCUUGUUCUAAGCAACGGUUCCCUCGUUUCCUUCGGUAACGGAGCGAUCGGCCAACUAGGGAAUGGGUCGAUGAAGGGGAACCAAUCUGCGCCAACUCUUGUAAAACUACCGAAUGACCCACAGAACCGUGUACAAAGAGUGAUCGCUGGUUCCAAUGCGGACCACGCGUUUGCAGUGAUGACGGACGGUACUGUUCUUGCUUGGGGGGCGAACGAUGCGGGACAACUGGGCAAUUGGAAGCAUUACAAAGUGAGCAGACCCACUGUCUUGCCCUCCUUAACGUACGAUGCAGCGGUCCCGCUGACGAUUGAUCCGGCAACGCAGAGUCUAUCAAUUGGGCCGCAGAGUUCAUGUAUAUAUUCUAUUAAUAGGAAGUAG
This is a messenger RNA of Huiozyma naganishii CBS 8797, 1569 nucleotides long. RefSeq names its product Fmp25p (gene FMP25). Bases 1 to 1569 code for a protein of 522 amino acids. Gene Ontology annotation, cellular component: mitochondrial inner membrane. The transcript has a single exon. The record is from RefSeq and is a predicted model, not a curated record. Gene Ontology annotation, biological process: mitochondrial respiratory chain complex III assembly. NCBI's taxonomy places the organism in Eukaryota, Fungi, Ascomycota, Saccharomycetes, Saccharomycetales, Saccharomycetaceae.